Molecule: messenger RNA, 591 nt
Organism: Cottoperca gobio
Lineage: Eukaryota; Metazoa; Chordata; Actinopteri; Perciformes; Bovichtidae
Gene: ndufc2
Product: NADH:ubiquinone oxidoreductase subunit C2
Exons: 3
Coding region: 118-450 (110 amino acids)
Biological process (GO): mitochondrial electron transport, NADH to ubiquinone
Cellular component (GO): mitochondrial inner membrane; respiratory chain complex I
Source: RefSeq, a predicted model, not a curated record
CGUUUCAUUGGGUUGCACACAUGUCCUUGACUUCCUACGAGAGGUGAUAGCCGAUAAGUAAACGAAGGCAGUCGGGAGGUCACUCACAUUUUGCGAUUGAAGGGGGAAUUUCUCGUCAUGGGGUUAAUACCAGAACAGGGAAAGUGUCUCCCUCCUCCGGGAGUCAUCAACAGGAACUCGGUGUGGCUGGCGGGUGCAGGCUGGUGCACCGCGGUGCUUCAUAAUGCCAUUAUCCACAGGCCGCCUCUAAAAUCAGGCGUUCACCGACAAUUCCUUUUUGCAACAAUGGGUUGGUUCAUCGGCUACUACAUUACAAAAUAUGAAAAUUACACUAAUGCCAGACUUGAUCGAGAUGUGAACGAGUAUAUCAAACUCCACCCAGAGGAAUUUGCAGCAAAGGAAAAAAAGACCUUUGCAGAGAUUGUCGAGCCUUUCUAUCCUGUGCGCUAGGUGUUUGCGACUGCUGAGAUGGAAGGGGGAGGAAGGGAGAAAUCACUUGCAGACUACCAUCUGUCUUGAGUGGUCUUUGUGUGAAAUCAUUUAUUGUGCGAAAUAUAGUUAUGUAAAUAAAACAAAUACCCAAAUUCAACA